UCAUGACUCGUCUUUUUCUCUUAGAUUAUGGAGCAGGAAACGUGCAGAGCCUGGCAAACUCCCUCACUGCGCUGGGGUACGAGUUUGAAUGGAUAAAGUCAACAGAUGACUUUCACAAAGCAGAUAAACUCAUAUUCCCAGGAGUGGGCGCUUUUGGUGGCGCCAUGGAAACACUCCAAAAGGCUGGCUUGACGGAUCCAUUGCGUGAAUACAUCGAUUCUGGCAAGCACUAUUUUGGCAUUUGCAUCGGGAUGCAGGUGCUCUUCGCUUCUUCGACCGAGAAUCCAGAAAUACAAGGGCUCGGCAUUAUCCCCGCUCCAAUAGAAAAAUUCGAGUCACUCCCCAGUCGACCGGUCCCUCACAUGGGUUGGAACGGUGUCCGGCUUGUUGAUGAAGAAAAUAAGGAACAAGAAGCAGCCUGUACAGGGUUGAGCGAGGACCUCAGCUACUACUUUGUUCACUCAUAUCGCGCCGCAUACGACCCUUCACCACACUGUCCGUCCUCGUCUUGGGCGCAUAGUGUUACUAAGUAUGGCCAAUGCCUUUUCUUGGCGACUGUUCGGAAAGGUAAUGCAUUUGCAUGCCAGUUCCAUCCGGAAAAGUCUGGUCCUGCUGGUCUCCAAGUGCUAAAAUCAUGGCUCGAUGCACCGAUCUCCGUUGUUAACAGCUCCUGUGCCGUACCGAUGGUCUCCAAGCCGUUACAGGCGAAACCGCGGGACGGCUUCACAAAGCGGAUUAUCGCCUGUCUUGAUGUUCGAUCCAACGACGACGGCGACCUUGUGGUAACAAAGGGCGAUCAAUAUCAAGUACGCGAAAAGGCGCCCGCCUCAUCAGAUGCCACACAAGUCUCUGUCUCAGGCGCAGUUCGCAACUUGGGCAAGCCCCUCGACCUCACAACGCGGUAUUACAUGGAAGGCGCGGACGAGAUCUGCAUGCUGAACAUCACGUCCUUCCGCAACUCACCCCUAUCCGACCAGCCUAUGCUCGCAAUGACAUCUGCCGCCUGCGCACGUAUCCAUGUUCCACUCACUAUCGGUGGUGGGAUUCGAGACCUGGUCGAGCCUGACGGUACAAAACGGAGUGCGCUGGAAGUUGCCAGCGCGUACUUCCGCGCAGGGGCGGACAAAGUCAGCAUCGGCGGCGACGCGGUGGUCGCAGUUGAGCAACUUGUGGAACGCAAGGCGCGGGGAGAACCAGCACUUACGGGCACGUCAUCCAUCGAGACGAUUGCGCGCCCAUACGGGUCCCAGGCGGUGGUAGUGUCCCUCGACCCACUGAAGAAGUAUGUCGAAGCGAGUUGGGACCAAGCCGCAUUUGGCCCGAUCCCGGCCGAGGACGAGCUCAUACACGCCAAACACGCGCUCUCACCGCUACCAUCGGAAGCGGGCUCAGAAAAGAAAUGGACGUACCUGUGCACGAUGCAUGGUGGUCGAACCGUGCGCCCUUUGACGGCUCUCCAGCUCGCAAGGGGCGUCGAGGAGCUCGGUGCUGGGGAGCUGCUCGUCAAUUCUAUCGAUAGGGAUGGCCAAGGGAAUGGAUAUGACCUGGACUUGCUCACACUCAUCCGAAAGAACGUGAGCAUCCCUGUCGUUGCCAGUUCUGGCGCGGGCAAACCUCAGCACUUUGUGGAGGUGUUCGAGAAAACCGGCGUCGAGUCUGCCCUCGCUGCAGGUAUUUUCCAUCGGAGCGAGGUAGAGAUCAGUGAGGUGAAGCAGGCAUUGAAGGAAUCGGGGAUCCUCGUCCGCAGAGUAUGAUCUAUAUCGCAUAGCUUGUCUAGAACAUACAAGUAGAUCCGUUACGAGAGAGGCAUGUAGAAGACAAACGAAGAGAGACGCGAUUAAUACAUGUUCGGGACAACAACAGCGGCAGCAGGAAUGCGCGCGAGUGCAUACAUUCAUACAAUUCGCAGCGUGGGACGGGAUGUCGCGGGGAAUACAAAGUUCGAAAAAGAAGAGGAGAGAUAAGCCAUUUCGUCAUCAUCAUGAACAAACAGUCCAUUCUCGGCCACAGCUUAGCGGCGACUCACGCCUUUCAUCUUGCUCAGCAAGCUGCGCUUCCUUCCCAACCCGGGCGUUCCGGGCGUAGCCGGGCUUUCAGGAGCAUAGUGCGAGUCGAAGUAGCUAUCGUUUUCAUACCUGCUCGAGCCGCUCACAGGGGGUGAACGUGCUUCCGGUGGAAGGGAGGGAAGUGCCUUGUGCUUCGUCCCGUGAGGUGAGUGGACGACAACGAAUCCGUUCUCUUCUGCUGGGCUCAGAGGUGGGGACGAGGAGACCUCCUGAUGACGUGGGUUGCGUCCCAGGCGGCCAAAGAGGUUCAUCCCGCCCUUCCUUCCAGCCGACGAGCGCCCCUCUCGCUCGAAGGAGGUAUUGCUUGUGCUCGGGUGCACACCGAGCGAGCCAUUGUCACGUUCGGAAGCGUAGAGAACAGGACGGGGUUCCUCGAGCGAGGGAGAGCCGCUACUGUAUGCGUCGAAAGGGUUGACAGGGUCGGGCUCGUCGGGAUCGGGUGCACCGACGGGAACGUUAGGAUUCUCCCGCAUGGUACGGAUACGCUGCAUGAGGGAUUUGGUGCGCUUGAAGCGGGGUGGGGAGGUGCCUGGGUAGGCGGUGGGGGAGACGGGCGAGCCAAACUUCUCGUCCGCCCCUGGGGUAUCCUCUUGCCUAUCGCGGUACGAGUUGGGAUCAUAGUUUGAUCCAGGAAGCAUGAUCUGCUGCGGCGGGGGCAUGGCACGCGCGCGUCUAGCGUUGCGGGUGGCGUUGCGCUGUGCGUCGCCUUCGUUCCAGUAAUCGUUGUAUGCUGAACGGCCUAGGGAGCCAGAAGGGGCAGAAGCGGAUGUGGGGGUGUGACCGUUGUUGAUU
This is a messenger RNA of Dacryopinax primogenitus, 2858 nucleotides long. RefSeq names its product imidazole glycerol pho. The record is from RefSeq and is a predicted model, not a curated record. Gene Ontology annotation, biological process: L-histidine biosynthetic process. The annotation marks the transcript as partial. Gene Ontology annotation, molecular function: imidazoleglycerol-phosphate synthase activity. Lineage: Eukaryota; Fungi; Basidiomycota; Dacrymycetes; Dacrymycetales; Dacrymycetaceae. The transcript has 2 exons.